Talpa occidentalis (Iberian mole) is the source of this 4670-nucleotide messenger RNA. RefSeq names its product forty-two-three domain containing 1 (gene FYTTD1). Lineage: Eukaryota; Metazoa; Chordata; Mammalia; Eulipotyphla; Talpidae. Gene Ontology annotation, biological process: mRNA export from nucleus. Gene Ontology annotation, molecular function: mRNA binding. The coding region runs from base 87 to 1040 and encodes 317 amino acids. The transcript is spliced from 9 exons. The record is from RefSeq and is a predicted model, not a curated record.
GCAGCGAGCCUGCGCGCGCGAGUGGGAGGUGGCAGGCCUCGGCUCCGGCCUUCCCCGCUGACUGUUCCAGCGCCGAGUCUCCAGCCAUGAACCGGUUUGGUACCCGGUUAAUGGGAGCCGCGGCAGCCCCGUCGCCUCCGUCGAAAGUCCGAAGCAAUGAAAACCUCGACAAAAUCGAUAUGUCUUUGGAUGAUAUCAUCAAAUUGAAUCGAAAGGAAGGAAAGAAGCAGAAUUUUCCAAGACUAAAUAGAAGACUCCAGCAAAGUGGUGCCCGACAGUUCAGGAUGAGAGUGCGGUGGGGAAUCCAGCAGAAUACUGGUUUUGGUAAGAAUAGCAUUAGCCGCAGAGGAAGAGUAAUGCCUGGAAAGAGACGUCCUUAUGGAGUUAUCACUGGCCUUGCAGCUAGAAAAGCAACUGGAAUUCGAAAAGGAAUUAGUCCUAUGAAUCGACCACCUCUAAGUGAUAAGAAUAUAGAAAGAUACUUUCCAGUGUUAAAAAGGAAGGCAAACCUUCUGAGACAAAAUGAAAUGCAGAGGAAACCAGUUGCAGUUCUCAAGAGACCUAACCAGUUAAAUAGAAAAAAUAAUGUUCCAGCCAAUUUUACUAGGAGUGGAAAUAAAUUAAGUCAUCAGAAGGACACUCGUCAGGCAACUUUUCUUUUCAGAAGAGGCCUUAAGGUUCAGGCCCAGUUGAACACAGAACAACUGCUAGACGAUGUAGUAGCAAAGAGAACUCGUCAAUGGCGGACAUCUACCACAAAUGGAGGAAUUUUGACUGUAUCCAUUGAUAAUCCUGGAGCAGUGCAGUGCCCAGUAACUCAGAAGCCACGAUUAACUCGUACUGCUGUGCCCUCAUUCUUGACAAAACGGGAGCAAUCUGAUGUAAAGAAAGUCCCUAAAGGUGUCCCCCUACAAUUUGACAUAAACAGUGUUGGAAAGCAGACAGGGAUGACUUUGAAUGAGCGAUUUGGGAUCCUGAAGGAACAAAGAGCCACUCUCACGUAUAACAAAGGAGGAAGCCGCUUUGUAACUGUGGGAUAGAUCUUGUGUUAAAAGGGACUCUUGAGUGAUGACUAUAUUAAAAGUUGAGUUGCUUGAAAAGUUCAUCACAGAAAUUCAAGAAACUUUAUUUCAAAAUACAAGGCUAAAUAACUCUUAUUUUUAUUUUGAAGUGUUUUUUUUUUUUUUUUUUAAACAUAUAUAAAAAUGCCCUGAAAGUGUACCAGGGAAUAUACCUUAUCUGUUCUCAAAGGUUUUGUGGUUGGCCAAGAUAGACCAAUUCUCUAUUUGACUUUAGUUCCACUUGCCACAGAAAGACGACAGAAAGAUAGAAAUUGAUUAUUUUUAUGAUAGUGGUAUUUAGGAUCUCAUUGCCUUUGCCCAUUUUUUACUCUUUGUCAUGGUAAAUUUUGGUCUUCAGAAAUAUGAGCAGGUCCUUUUGUUGCUGUCUCUUAUCCUUUAAUAGUGUUGAUGUAACAGUACAGUUGACUUUUCCUCAUUAAAGAUAUUAAAAAUAUAUUAGAAUUCCAGUUUUGGGUUUUAAGAUUUAAGGAAAUAUCUGGAACUUAGUUCAUUUUCAAGUAAUAUUCGGUUAAUUCUCCAGAGUUGUAAAUCUUUAGUAUUGAACUUUCAAUAAAAAAUUUGGUUGUAGGCAUUAGUCUCAGUUUAAAUGUUGGUGUUUGAAGGCUAUAAAUGUGUGUUGCAGUUAUUUGAUAGGGUCUUGAAGGAAAAUGUCCUCCAAAGUGCAAAAAUCUGAAAGUUGUGUUUAGUAAAUGAAGAAAGCAUGAAAGGAAGUAGAUUGAGGAUGGUAACUGAAGUGAAAAACUUUAAAACCCAGGUCAUAGGUAUACUGUUUGGAUUUAGUGUAGUCUUGAGUCUGGUGUCCACAAAGAAUUCUUCAAAUGAUAUUUGGAAGAAAUAUAAUUAUUAAAUGAAUUGAGUCCCUUAGAUAUUUCCAUAGUAAAAUUAAUAGUCAUAAAGCCCUAGAUUUUCUUAUUUAAGAGUUACAUUUUAUAAGCUUUUGAGCUAACUAAAUUAAACUGUAUACAGCUCCAAAAAUAACAAGUGUAUGUCACCAAAACAUGCAGAAUAAUAGAGUUAAUAUUGUAACCUUGUUUUAUGAUUUCUUGUAUAAAAUUCAGGCAUUUAUGAGAAAAGAGUCCUCCCUCCCAACUUUGGAGGGGAAGGAGGAGUUAGUGGUUGUGCCAAGCCAGAGCUAGCAGUUCUCAGAUAGUUAUAUACUCUAAGUUAUGGUAUAAUGCUAGAAUGGAGCAAAAUAUUCCAGUGACAAGUUUAAAGUUUGAUCAUCUUAAUGCCUGACCUUUUGGUUUUCUAUAAUGUUAAAACUUUUAAGUAGGUGUUAGUUUCCCUGGAGUAUUUUAUUGUAGUUGAUUUUUCCUGUAAAAAAAAAAACAAAAACUUUUCACCCCUGCCUGCCUUGCAUUGUAGAUUAGACUUCAUUGUUGUCAUAUUCUCCAUGGGUUUACUUGGUUUAUGCUAGCCACAGAAAACUAUCAAUAAUAGUUACAUGCUUAUACCAAAGAAUUAAAUCUGAUCCUUAACAUCUGGUAUUUUGCCAGUAAGUCUAUUGAUAAGGGAUUAUUGGAAGCCAGUCACAAUUUGAAAAUAACCGCUAGUCUUUCCAUAGACCGAGGACUCCUGCAAAACAUUUUUGCAAGUAUGAAUGCUUAGAUUUGAUCCAUGAAUGAUGUAUUUUAGACUGGUUUAUAAUUACUGGCAGCUUAAACAAAGGGAAAACAACUGAGCUUGAGUUUGCUGCGUUUAAACAGUUUGUUAAAAUGCAGUAUAAAGAUGUUUUCAUUUUGUUGUUAUUUUAAAAACAGAGUUGUUAUUAAUGCCAUUUUCUUUUUUGGAAACCUUAAAAAUUGUCCCAAAUAUUGAAAAUUAAGUGCAUCAAAAAGCAGUGUCUUUAUGUGUUAAACUUUUGCUCUUUGUGCUUCUGUAAUUUCAUUUUCUUUUUAAAUAUAACAUUUGCCCUUGUUAAAUCUAAAUUAAAAUUCUUGAGUGCCGAUAUGGUGUAUAUAAACAAAAGAAGAUGUUUUGUUGGAGAAAAAUUUUCUUUCAUGGAAUGUGAUUGUAGUCAUCCUUUUUCAGUUCUACAUUUUUUUUUUUUGAACAGGAUGCAACUUCAAAUUUCCUUUGCAUCAAGAUGUAUGCAAAACAUUGAUGCAGUGCAUCAAAAAUGAAAGUUUGUAUUUAAUGAGAUGCUUUACACUGUAAUUUUUGGUGUUUUUGGGAAAAGUUACAUUUAGAUCUAUUCUGAAGCUGUUCAUUUUUAAAAAAUAAAAUGUUACAGGUCUCACAUGAUUUAUUAGCUAUAAAGAUUCAGUUGUGGUUUUUAGAAUGUUGAAUGUUGCAAAGGACUUUAUAGUAAUUAUAAUUUUUAGGGUUUGAAAGUUAACUACAAACUAAAUUGGUAAAUCAGUCUAGACCCAUAUUGAUGUCUCUCUUAACUGCCUUUUGGUCAUUUCCAAUGGGAGAUAGCCAGGAAAACUUAAUACAAUUUACUUAGAAUACAGAAUAUUAGGUUAGAUGAGUCUUUAGAAACCAUCCAGUCAAUCCCGCUUUUUACAUUUUAGUUAAGUGUAAUCCAAAUUUUUGAGAUUUGUAUGUUGGAGAGUCAUUUUUGGAGCUCAAAUCUUUUAAUUCUUGGUUCAUAAUAAACUGUUGCUCUGAAAUGAACAUCCACAGAAAGUGGUGGAAUGCUAUGUGGCUUGUUAAAUAUCUAAGGAGUGAUAGUAGCCUUGCUUUAGCAUUUAUAGUAUGGUUAGUAAAUCUGUGCUAGCAGUGAUUAUUAUGAAAUGUCAGUUAGUUUGGUAUUUAAGUUACGUUAAACCCACUAGAAGAGGCCAGUGUUCAUAAUCAGACGUUAUGUAUUUUUUUCAUACAGGCAUAAACCUCACAGUUUUAAUUGUAAGCAAAUCAAAAUAUUCCUAAGUAUCAAGAAAUUUUUGGACUUCAUUGCCUAAUGGUUUUUUGUUACAUUAGGUAUGUAUAUCAUAUUUUGAUGUCAAUUUUUAUAAUUCACGCAAUAUACACUGUGUCAGGGAAUUUUGUUGUGAUUUUAUUUCCUGUAAGGAGAUGAGAGUGACUAAUAAUAGCUGGCGUUGCACUACAGAGAAUAAAUACCAUACACUCUGAAUAAAGGCAAUAUUGGAACCAAUAAUUUCUUUAUUUCUGAUCAGUAUAUUUUUGAUCUUGAAUCAGAAUUAUGUGAUAGUUUUUUUUUUGUGGUUCCCUUUAAAAAUAAUUCUUUUUGCAUAGAUCACUUGGAGUUAGUUUCUUUUUUAAAAUGAUACAAAUAAACCUAAGCAUUUACAACAAAAAAUUUAAAUUAUUGUGGACCAUUAAUUAGGGAUUUUAAAAUGUGCUUAUAAAUUGUUAACUUCAAAUGUCUCCUUUUUUCCCCCUGCCAUUAGAUUACUUUCUAGCUGAAAUCUGUUCAACAAAAGCUUGAUGAAAGAAAUGUUACACCAUUCCAGAACAGAAAUUCUUUGUUUUGAGUGUAUUCAGAUGAAAUUUACCAGUGUUUAAAGACAAUAGGAAAACUACUUCUCUAGUGUGUAUGUGUUUAAUUGAUACUUUAAUGUCCCUCAAAUGACAAGAAAAUCACAUUGUCUUAAUUUUCUUAUCUAAAGUUUUAAAAAGUCA